Venturia canescens is the source of this 1515-nucleotide messenger RNA. RefSeq names its product sheepish (gene shps). Gene Ontology annotation, molecular function: oxidoreductase activity. The record is from RefSeq and is a predicted model, not a curated record. Bases 1 to 1515 code for a protein of 504 amino acids. The transcript is spliced from 6 exons. NCBI's taxonomy places the organism in Eukaryota, Metazoa, Arthropoda, Insecta, Hymenoptera, Ichneumonidae.
AUGACUACUUCGGUAGCACUCGAAAACAAUUUUGACGUUGUCAUCGUCGGUUCAGGCCUCACCGGUCUUACAGCCGCGUAUUAUAUUUUGAAAAGAAAUGUUGGAUUAAAUGUUCUCAUUCUCGAGAAAAAUGAUGCGCCGGGCGGCAGAAUUCUGCUGGGCACCAUUGGCCAGGCAUAUUACGGAAGCUAUUCCCAGAAAAAUAUCGUCAAGUUGCUCACUGAACUAAACAUUCCAACUGAUGGGAAUCCGAGUGAGCAGCAGCGACCUGAUAAUCAAAAGGAUUUUUCAUUUCUUACAACCACGGACGUAUCUCGCUUCGCUUCCGCUCAAGUUUAUCAUUUCCUCAAAUUGCUGAAUUCGAUGACGACCGGAGUCAGAUUCGCUCCUGACCGAGCAAUCAUUUCGAAAAAUGUGGAUCAUCAAAACCUUGGAAAAAUGAGUUUAAAAGAAUUGAUUGAAAGAACCGUGAGUCCGGGACGCCCGCGAGGUCUCUGCGAAAGUUUGUUACGAGUUUGUUGCCCAGGGAUUGAAAGCUUGGACGAAGUCUCCGCACUCUGGUUUCUCGUUAUGUUGACCGGAGCCGGAGGCGUUUUUGCAAAGUUUGCUGCUUCCUUGUCCAAGAGGAAGAGAUUCUUCAUCGAAGGGGGCUUCGAACUAUUGGUGAAAAAAUUAGAACAAAGGAUCAUUGAUUUGGGAGGAAACAUAAGGCGUUCUGAAAACGUUGUCAAAAUCGAAGACAACGAUAGAGCCAUUUUAGUUACGACGGCAGUAAGAGACGAGCGCAAACGAUUUAAAUCCGAAUGUAUCAUAGUCGCCGUUCCACCACCAAGCAACGCCCAAAUAAUAGCGGAAACGAAGCUACCCAAGAGUUUCCUCGAGUCCCAAAAGUUUUACCAAAACGGAAGAAACACGUUUUUCCGGGCUUCGUACGAACGAGAGUUUUGGACAGCGAGUAGCUUCGUUAUCGAAGCCACCCUGAUGGGCAGCAAUCUGAGAACGAUUUAUGCCGCCACCGAAGGCAAACGUAAAUCGGCUGUUCUCGGAGGAUUCUCCUCAGCGAAUAAUCCAAACGAAAUAAUUGCUGCUUUAGGAAAAUCUCUGAGAAGACUUGGUCGAGUGAGCGAGUGCAUGAGCUGUGAAACGAGCGACGUUUCUCCAGUUCAUUUUUUAAGGCCCUGCUCACUCGAGUACCAUGUGAAUCCCUUGCUGACUUCUUCUUCUGCUCAACGAGUGCAAUUAGCGGCGAGCGAAUUCGCGAGCCAGUGGCCUGGAACUGUGGAUGGAGCUAUCGAAGCUGGCGAAAGAGCUGCACGCGCGAUACUGUCCCGAACACGACCCCAAGCUCUCGGAAUCAAUGACUUAGUGGAAGGGCCAUCGUUAGGGGUGGGCCAAGAAAUGCGGGGACCGUUGGAGGACGUGUUUAGUCAUGGGGAAGCGAUCGGAAGAGCUCACAAGAUUUGCCUCGGGCUCAACGUUUGUCUCUUCUUUUCCUUACUCGUUAACGCUUACUAA